AUGAAACAGCCUGGUGUUAUUUUGGUUAAUGAAUGGGAGGGAAGAAACCCACAGCGUGAUAUAACGAAGAUAUUGGGAAAGGAGCUGAGAGCGUAUGCGUACGAGUACAAGUGUCCACAGGUUUUUGCAUAUGAUGGAAUACACCUUCUGGUUGUUCAAUUCAAAGCUAAAGACGAUGAAGAUAUCAAAUCAUUGCAUUGUCGCGUUGAUUGCUGUAUCUUGGCGCGGACACCCGAAGGUGCACAAUGUACUGCCCGAUUUGCACUUUAUCGGCUAGCAUGGAGGGGCUGGAUGAGGAUGAUCGGUGUAUGGUCAGCUGAUUUUCACGUUUCGAUUGUCGGAUGGCGUCGAGAAUUCCGAUAUUGGUCAGGACGUCCAGGUUGGGUAAACGAACAAGAUCCGCGCAGGAAAGAAUUAGACCAUCCGGAUGGUUAUAUGCGAAGGUUUGAUCUAACAAAGAAGGCAUGGUAUUGGGUAGAUGUGCAGAGAAAUCCAGUACUUGAUGUGUACGGCAAUACUAUUUGGGACUCCAUUCAAUCAUUGCCAUAA
Molecule: messenger RNA, 549 nt
Organism: Sclerotinia borealis F-4128
Lineage: Eukaryota; Fungi; Ascomycota; Leotiomycetes; Helotiales; Sclerotiniaceae
Source: the annotation of a GenBank genome assembly